AUGGAGCACUCAGAACAUUUUGAUGUUUCAGAAAGUUUCGUGAUUUUCGUGGAACGAGAUCCAAAGCUCAGAGUCCAGCUGUCCAGCUCACUGAAAUGGCAACUCUUGGAAGGAGAGGAACUGAGAUCAACUGAGAAUCAGUUAAACAUCUUACCAAGGCGGGAAUUGGAGAUUUGCGCCGCUUUGUGCAGCUUGGAAGAAUCCCCUGGCACGAACUCUGCAAAGACAGGAUCAAAAGAGGCGGUAUGGGCAGUGACGGCAGUGAUAGGUUUCGGCGACUUUCAACGCCAGAGCCUCGAGAGCAUUCAGGACAGUAGCAUUUCAAUGCCGAAGACCUCACCAGGCUCACUACCUUAUAGCAACGUGCGUAGCAAUGGCAUUGGCCACCCUGACCCGAUAGGAAUGUCAGCUGGAGUACUGGUGCUUUUCUACGCUAUCUACUCGGUGUACAGAUACCGCCGAGAGGCCAAUCGAAUCAUAAGCCUUUUCGAGGCCAACACCCAAAUCAAGGAGCUCUCGGAGAGCGCGGCCAAGGGUGAGCAACUCCCCAACAUCGUCGUCAUUCGAGGUCACAUUGGAGCCGAUGGUGGCGACAUUUGCACAGUGUCAACGGGUAUCGAUGGCCUUCGUGAGCGAGUGGGUGAAAUUGAGCAGCCCAAGAAUGCAUGGAUUGAGAUCGCGCGACAGGCGAAGUCGGACCCGCAGCUGCGUGGAGUGGCUGACGCAGUGGUGCAGCGCACUGGCGUGGAUGCCGAUGAUGUGCCAGAGGUGCCAGAGCCUGGUGACCCCUAUGCCCGACAGAGCAACAACCGUGGCGAGGGCUCCCUGGUCGUGGCAGAGAUUCUUGUAGCCAGGAUAUGCGCCAAGCAUCAAAGUGUUAGAAGAGAAAAGACCACAAAGAGGGUGACUAUCAAACGACCUCGAAGAAAUGAGAGUUACAAUUGCUUUCAUGGCCGACGUGUGUCGGAAAGGCUUCAUUUGAUAGAUCUUGAUGGCAAUCGAGCUGACAUCGAGCUGCCACCAGCUGAUGCUGUUGGCCUUGCAGGCGUCUCAGAUCCACCACCGCUCUUUCUGCCGGUGAGUGAUGUGUGGACAGAGUUCACUCACUACCUUCGCAAGGAUGGCGUUACAGGACCCAGUGGUCGACGUCAACGACUGGAUGACCUGCCUCCAAUGCGAUUGUCGGACCCUUAUACCCUCUUGUCAGAGUUUAUAUUCCUUGAUGUGCAAUCGCCGGGAGAUCUUGGCGGAUUUCCUGGAAAUCCUAGUGUCCUUGAGGGCAUUGGUGAGGCCUUUCGGAGUGGUCCAACUCCUGCCAAAUUUCUCUGGGAGCCGAGAGGUUUCUACGACUCUGUUCGCGGCGGUGGUUAUGAUGAUGUGCCUGCGUAUGCCACCAAGUACCGCAAGACUGAGAUGGUGACAGCCAGGGAGCUCCUGGAUCGUGCCCAGGUGGCAGCCAAGGAGAACGCAAGACACACGCCACAUUGUGAGCCAACCUUCACUCGUUUGGAGCUGGAACAGCGUCGAGAUGAGGAAAAUUGCUUCCGCUACACCGAAUUGGCCAUUCCGCGAGGAACACCUGUGACCAUUCUUGCGCGGCCAAUGGUGGCGCAGGCUGGGACAGGAGAAGGAGUCGAUUGCAAUAUUCGCUUGGUGUCACCCGGAUGCGACGAAGGUCCUGGUCCCUUCAAUGCGGAUGCCAAGAACUUGAAGGAUCGUUUCCGCUUUCGCAUCCUCAAGGGGCACCAGGUGGAGAAUCUUCUGCGCCAUCGGGAGCUCAAUCCGACAGCAUAUUAUGGAUUGGCCCUGGUGGCAAUGGCUUUCAUUGGAUGGGCAGCGUCUGGAUAUCCUGGGCUGGGUGCCUGA
This is a messenger RNA of Cladocopium goreaui, 1866 nucleotides long. NCBI's taxonomy places the organism in Eukaryota, Dinophyceae, Suessiales, Symbiodiniaceae. The record is from the annotation of a GenBank genome assembly.